AGUCGCAAAGGGAAACAAAAUGGACGGAGUGUAGUGGCUACGAUACUAAUGAUCUAAAUAUUGUGGGAUAAUUUGCAAGUCGAUUGCCUAGAAUCUCAGCAGUUGAUAAAUAAUAAUUACUACGUACACCACAAUAGAAUAUUUUAUCAUAGACUGUAUAUUAUACGCCUAUAAUCAGCGUUCGGUUCUUUGAAAUAUGGUAUCCAUUUUGUGAUCAAUCGUAUUGUGUGGCGCUUACAAUUAAGAUGGGUGAUCUAAUUUGGAACAUACAAUACAAACUCAUUAUAAUUCACUCUUAAGUGAGUGAUGGACUCAUAUAAUUUGUUUGGUGAUGAUGGAAGCGGUAUGUUGGAAGGGCUUACUGAUCUUGGUGGAGCAGACAGCUUUGCUGGUAGCUCUACAUCUGGAGUAACAGGAGAAAAUAAAGAUUCUUCUGAGAAUAGUUAUAGGCAACCAUAUAAUCCAAAUAGUGUUGGACAAGAAGGAACAAUACAAAAACUGGCAUCAUUUGGGGGUGGAGGUGCUGGUGGCAUACCUAGCAGCUCACAGCCUGUGCCUAAUCCUGGCCCUGGUCCACCAGGACCAGAGUAUCAUGACUAUGGUGCCUAUCCUCCUCGUCCUAGGUUACCGCAGCCCCCACAUGCACCACUUCAUCCGUCACACCAUGUACAUCCUUCACAUUCGUACCCCGGCUAUCACCCAGGACCAGAACCAAUGUACGCCAUACCUGAACAAGGUAUUGCUGAUAUGGGUGUAUGGUCAGGUGCACCUGGAGCAAACAGAUAUUCACCUAUCACACCAGGAUACAGACAUUCUUAUGAACAUCAACAAAAGAUGCACCAAUAUUCACCACAGCAGGCAUCUGGAAUAGGAGGCCUUCAAGCACAAAAUGGUGCAUAUAUUCCAAGACAGCCUCAUUUUCCCCAACCAACAUCACAACAAAUUUACGGGCAACAACAGAAUUAUCCAAAUUAUACGCAAAUGCAUCCUCCAUCUGCAACGAGGAUUUCUCAACACCCAACUUAUCAUCAGCAAAUGGAUGUCAAUACUCAUCAAUAUGGUUUACCUCAUAAUCAACAAAGUCAUGGUGCAAUACCACAACAUCAACCUCAUCAAAAUAUACCUAGCCAUCCAGGUGGUAUUGGUCCAGGAAUUCAAUCCCAUCCAAACUCACAUUUACACCAUGCAGGAGCGUCACCUUUACAUCAUGUUCCUCGUCAACCUCAAGUACCUCCCUCUUCUGUUGGACCAUCUCAUGCAGUUCCGUCCCAAAUGCCUUAUGGGUCACCACAUCAUUCUGUCCCGAUAAAUUAUCAGCCUCAUCAAGUGCAACAUCCUCUUGAUGUCAAUGUGACAAGUCAAUAUAAUUCUGUUAAACCUGGAGGAAUGGAUUCUGGGAGUCCUCAAUAUCGACCCCCAUUCCCUCAGUUGUCACCACAAAUGUCUCCGAGGGCACAGAUUUCACCAAGACAGCAACCACAAUCACAACCUCAAUUGUCACCACGACCUGUAAUGUCUCCUGUUAAAGGACCAAGCGCAUCACCUCUAAGUACUCGUAGUGUUGUACAACAACCACCUGCUUCAGUUCCUCCUCCAGUAUCUGCAUCAUUUACAUCACAAAAUACACUACAAGCCUUAGAACAAAUGGUUUUACCUGCAAGUGGAGAGUACUCAUUCCAACGUAAUCCUGCAUCACCAGUAGUUGGGCAUAACAUAGUGUCUUCUCCGACACAAUGGAAUCCAAAUAAAAUAUCUAAUCCAAUAAAUACUUCGGCAUCAAACACUGAAUCAUCUUCGAAACCUUUAGAAACGUCACCAAUGCAAAUAUUAAAACCAGAGCAAAAUAAAAUAAGUACAGUUUCUGCACCUAAUAAUGAAAAUAAAAAUGUGGAUAAGACUCAAUCUGACAAUGACAGACCUUCAGAAGACAAUACUUCUUUGAGAUUUAUAGCAAAUAGUCAAAAAGAAGCUACUUCAGUAAACUUGAAUAGCUCUUCCAUCUCAACUUCAACCUCUACAAAUUCAAUAAAUGUGUCUGUUGAUAAAGUAGAACAUCAAGAAAAUAGUACUCAUAGUCAACUUUCAACUGAAGGAAUAUUUGAAAUUGGACAUUCCAAAGAAGAAAAAAGUGAUAUUACAAAUCAUGAAAAUAAAUCAGAUGUAACAUUAAGUGAAAAUGUUAACAAGCAAAACAAUAAUGAUCUAUUAAGAAAUCAAGGAGUUAAUAUGCCAAGUGGAUCUAUUAAGAUUGAUACCUCUGCUGAUCAUUCAACAAGCAGCAGUUCACAGCAAGUAAAUAUUUCAAUAGGCCAUCCAGUACCAGCUACCACGACUAAUAAAUACGAAAAUACACCAAGCUUAAACAUUUCAAGAAGCCAAGGGUAUCAAAAUAGUUCAUUUUCAAAUAUACCGAAUAUGUUACCUCAAGGGGUACCAAGCUUAGCUACGAACAUUUCAACCAAUAUACCAAGUAAUCAAAAUUUAAAUGUUCCUUCGGCUUUUCAAACUGGUUCCCCAUCAGCUACUGCAGCAGUACCAAAUAUACAAAAUAUUCAGUCUACUCAUUCAAUACAACAUCCAAACCUAACUAAUACUGUGUCGUCAAGCAUGCCAGUUCACAAUCAACAAGGAAAUUUGGCUUGCUUACCACCAACCGUACCAAGUAUGCUCGGAAAUAUUCAACAAACAUUACAUAAUUCACCAAGUAAUGUUACCAAUGUACAAUCUCCUACAACUAUACCAAGUAUGCAAGUUGGAAUGCCUUUAAACCCCCAAAACAUACAUGGCAAUUUGGGCUCUAAUUUGACACCAAAUCAAUCUAAUGUCAUGUCAAAUAUACCUCACAAUAUAAACCCAAACAUGAUAGUCAUGGGAUCAAAUAAUAUGCCUCACCCAAGUUUAUAUUCUGCAUCGCAUCAUCAGGAGAGGGCAGCAUUACAACAGCAAAUACAAGAAAUAUACUGUUUACCACCUUCAAACGAAAAUCAAGAAAAAGUACGGUGCUUACAGGAAAGGUUAUCUAUGUUGCAGCAACAUGAAACUAAUGAUAAAUGUAAUGGAGGACCUAAUUGUAUUCUACAAAAUCCAAUUUAUGGAUCUAAAAUGGUCGAAAGCCCUCAAGUAACCAGUACAACUGGGCGUGGACGUGGAAAAGGGCCUGCUAAGCCAAGAAAACCUCGAGUCAAGAAAGAUAAAUUAAAUGCAAUGGCGCAACCUCUAGAUCAGUUGCCUGUCUCAGAAGACUGUGUCACAGCAGGAACAGGCUUACAAAGUAAUGCAGAGGUUGAUACUGAAGUGACUGAAGAUAUAACGAAUUUAGAUAGUAGUGCAUUGUCAAUAGACGAAAUGAAUAUUGGAAAAGUGAAAAAACCAAGAGCUCCCAGAAAGAAUAAAGAGAGAAAACCUCGUGUGCCGAAGGAGCUAAAAGUUAACAAAGACUUGGGGGAUAAACCAAUAAAAGAAAGAAAAAAACGAGAACCAAAAGAUCCAAAUGCCCCAAAAAGAAAAAGAAAUGUCAAAAAAGGCAUGUCAGAAAUGCAUGCUGACACUACAACUUACAGUGAAUCUUUAGACAGAGAUAAUAUGGAUAAUAUAAACGAUGAAAUGUUAAAUAAAAGCAUUGCUCUUAAUGAAGCUUCCAAGUCAAAUAUUUCAAUCACUCAAGAAUUACCUUCAUUAGAUGAUACGAAUGUUACUGAUUUUGAUGAUAUUCCUGUUUCAAAAAUUGCUAUAAAAGAUCUGUUAGAAGAAGCGGAAGCAAAAAAAGAUCUUAUCGAUAAAGAGGAUGAAUUAGACUCCGUGAAUGUCAAGAAAAAACCAUCAAAGAAAAGAACAUCUGGAGUGAGUAGUUGUAAAAAAACGCUCAAUAAAAAAACGCCUAGUGGGAAAAGAAAGCGUCGAGGUGGCUUAAUACCCGAUUCCGAUGGAGAGCCUGAUGAUUUAAUGUCCACCCCACCUCCAUCACCACCACCAGAAGGUGAUGACAGUCUCAAACGUCGAUCUGCUCGGCACACUCAACGUAAAAAAUACACAGACGACGUGUUGCUACGUUUAUCCGAUGAUGAAUUUACAAUGGCAACUCCUAAACAAGAAAGAGAAUUGAUAGAUGAUUUAAGCCUUGACACUAAAGAUAUGAACAGACCCGAAUUCACACCAAAACCCAAUUAUAUGUAUGUCAAUACUACAGAAGAGGAUUCAAUGAUAGUACAGCACGUAUUAGCAUGUCGCAUGGGUAAACGAGAAAUAAAAAAUGAAAUAAGUGAAAAAAUACUAAAACAAGAAAAAGAUGAAAACGGAACGAAUUCCCUCCAAGAAACUCUGGACAAUCAAUCUCAAAACGAAAAUGUUGUAAUUCCAAAAAAAGAAGAAAAUAUUGAAAUAGUAAAAAGUGAUACUAAUGUUGAAGAAAUUGAAAAUAAAGAAAUUAGUAAGUUGGAUUUAGAAAAAGACAAUGUUGAAGAAAUUUUACCAAAAACAAUUGUGGUUGACGUUGAAGAAUAUUUUGUCAAAUAUAGAAAUUUUUCUUAUUUGCACUGUGAAUGGAAAACAGAAGAAGAACUAUAUAAGGGUGAUAAACGAAUAUUUUCUAAAAUUAAACGUUUUAAACAAAAGCAAGCACAACAAAUGAAUAUUUUCGAACUCCUUGAUGAUGAACCAUUUAACCCGGAUUAUGUUGAAGUGGAAAGAAUACUAGACAUGUCGGAAAAUCAAGAUCCAGCUAAUAAUACUGUUGUGAAACAUUAUUUGGUUAAGUGGAAAAGCUUACAAUAUGAAGAUAGUACAUGGGAGUUAGAAGAAGACAUUGACGUCGAUAAAAUAAAACAAUAUAAAAUUUUUAGUGAAAUUCCGCCUAAAGAGAAAUGGAAGUUUAAGAAACGUCCAUCUGCUGAUCAAUGGACACAAUUGAAAGAGUCACCGCUGUAUAAAGGUGGCAAUACAUUAAGACCAUAUCAAUUAGAAGGCUUAAAUUGGUUAUUAUUCUCUUGGCACAAUAAUCGUAAUUGCAUAUUAGCCGACGAAAUGGGAUUGGGCAAAACCAUUCAAAGUUUAACAUUUGUGAAUUCUGUUUGGGAGUAUGGUAUAAGAGGCCCAUUCCUUAUUAUUGCACCACUCUCAACUAUUCCGAAUUGGCAGAGAGAAUUUGAAGGUUGGACAGAAAUGAAUGUCAUAGUUUAUCAUGGAUCUCAGCAAAGUAAGAGUAUGUUACAAGAAUAUGAAUUCUAUUACAAAAAUGAAAAAGGUGAACCUAUUAAAGAAAUUACUAAAUUCAAUGUUUUAAUAACAACUUUUGAAAUAAUAGUAACAGAUUUUCAAGAACUUAAAUCUUUUAAUUGGCGUUUGUGUGUCAUAGAUGAAGCUCAUAGAUUGAAAAAUCGAAAUUGCAAAUUAUUGGAAGGGUUGAGGCAACUUCAUUUAGAACACAGAGUUCUAUUAUCAGGAACACCUUUACAGAAUAAUGUAAAUGAACUGUUUUCGUUACUUAACUUUUUGGAACCUUCUCAGUUUUCAAGCAGUGAUGCCUUUUUAACAGAAUUUGGUCAACUAAAAUCAGAAUCCGAAGUUGUAAAGCUACAAGCACUUCUUAAACCAAUGAUGUUGCGUAGAUUAAAAGAAGACGUCGAAAAAACUUUAGCGCCUAAAGAAGAAACGAUUAUAGAAGUAGAAUUAACAAACAUUCAAAAAAAAUAUUAUAGAGCUAUAUUAGAAAGGAACUUCAGUUUUCUUCAAAAAGGUAUAGCAGCAGCAGCUAACAUUCCGAAUUUAAUGAAUACAAUGAUGGAGUUACGAAAAUGUUGUAUACAUCCAUAUUUACUAAAUGGUGCCGAAGAUCAAAUACAAUUUGACUAUAAACAAGCUAAUGGUGAAGAUAAAGAAGCUUAUUAUAAAGCACUUAUUCAGUCUUCUGGAAAAAUGGUCUUAGUCGAUAAAUUAUUACCAAAAUUAAAAGCCGGUGGUCACAGGGUUCUUAUAUUCAGCCAAAUGGUAAGAUGUCUUGACAUUUUAGAAGAUUAUCUUUUAUAUAGAAAAUAUCCAUUUGAAAGAAUUGACGGAAGAAUAAGAGGAAAUCUGAGGCAAGAGGCCAUUGACAGAUUUUCUAAGCCUGAUUCUGAUCGAUUCGUGUUCUUGUUGUGCACUAAAGCUGGUGGCCUCGGAAUUAACUUGACUGCUGCCGAUACAGUUAUUAUCUAUGAUAGUGAUUGGAACCCACAAAAUGAUUUGCAAGCGCAAGCACGGUGUCAUCGUAUUGGACAACAAAAAAUGGUUAAAAUAUAUCGAUUGAUUUGCAGAAAUACGUAUGAAAGAGAAAUGUUUGAUAAAGCGUCCUUAAAACUAGGCUUGGACAAAGCCAUUUUGCAAAGUAUGAAUACUGCCCAGGGUAAAGAAACAGGCCUUAAACAAUUGUCGAAAAAGGAAAUUGAAGAUCUUUUAAAAAAAGGAGCAUAUGGUGCCGUCAUGGACGAAGAUAAUGCUGGGGAUAAGUUUUGUGAAGAAGAUAUUGAAAUGAUUUUAGCUCGAAGAACGCAAGUUAUUCAAAUGGAAUCUGAAAAGGGUUCUACAUUUUCAAAAGCUAGUUUUGCUGCUACGGAUCAAAGAUCGGAUAUUGAUAUAAGAGACCCCGAUUUUUGGAACAAGUGGGCUAAGAAAGCUGAAAUAGAUACAACAGAGAAGAAGGAAGAUGAGGAUUUAAUAGUAACAGAACCGAGAAAAAGAACAAUAAUUAAAAGAUAUGGUCAUGAUGAUGGUCCAAUGGAAAUGUCAGACAUGGAAGUAACACCAGAUUCAGAUGAAGACGAAGAAGGAAUCAGCCUCAGAAGCAAAAGGAAGAAGGAGAAACUUGGUAGAAAAGGACGACGAUAUGCUAGUGACGAUUAUGUGCCACGGCAUGAAGGAAUCCCCAUAGAUGAAGAAGUCGUUUAUGGAUCUUGGACUAGAUCGGAAUGUUUUAAGAUAGAACGAGGUCUACUCACAUUCGGAUGGGCUCGUUGGGAAGAGAUAUUAGAUAAAAAUCAGUUUAGAAAAGGUUGGACACUACCUGUGAUUGAAGAUUGUGCACGAAUUAUUGUUCUAUACUGUUUGCGUCACUAUAAGGGAGACGAGAAAAUAAGAAAUUUUAUUUGGGAUCUUAUUGAACCCUGUGAGAAUGGUGAAGUUACCAUCUCAAGGAAUCAUAGUGGACUACAUAACCCAGUGCCGCGUGGUAGAAAUGCAAAAAAGAAAAAUAGGCUCAAAGAAAUUCCCAAAGCUCAUGAUACUCAGAAAUGGGAGGAUCCUGGUCACUGGAGUUCAAUAGACAAGUAUGAUUGUGACGCCUAUUUGGAAAGUAGCUAUAAAAAGCAUUUAUUUAGACAUGCUAAUAAAGUUUUAUUAAGAGUUCGUAUGAUGUAUUAUAUAAAACAUGAAGUUAUAGGAGAUUACGCCAUUCAAAUAGAAAAUGGAACCCACGCCAGUACAAUGGGUAUGAGAGUGCCGCGUGGCGUGGACAGCGCGCCGCCCCGCCUUUGGUGGGACACCGAGUGCGACGUAUCUCUGCUUGUUGGCACAUAUAAACAUGGCUAUGAAAACUAUUUGGCGAUGCGUUCCGACCCGCAACUGUGCUACGUCGACAAACUCGGUCCACCUGAUGAUGCGGAGUGUACAGAUAUUAAAAGCGAGGAAAGAAAGGUGCUCGGUAGUGUGGCAGGGGAUGAAGAGUGCACGGAUGACGUAUCUAGCGGCGCGGGCGCAGCCUCGCCCGCCUCUCCACGCGCGGAAGACGACCUUGCGCUCGCUGCUACUCAUCUAUGGCCCUCUAUGCAGGACCUCAAUACACGGCUCCGACGCUUAAUCACCGCCUACCAACGCAAUUAUAAGCGUGAGGAACUCAAACUACAGCAGAGAGCUAAGAUGGAGCGACGAGAGCGAAUGGAUCAACUCGCCCGAGAUGAAAUUUCACAGUGGCGUUGGACGAGAGCCGAUGAGGAAGCUUUCCGAAGGACUGUCGCCUCUUAUGGAGUCGAGUUUGAUCCUGCCACUAAAAGUUUACGUUGGAGUCGUUUUAGAUCUUUAGCUCGUUUGGACUCCAAAAGUGACGACGCUUUGACUGACUACCUCAAAGCUUUUAUGGCCAUGUGUAAACGCCAAUGCGGCCUCGCAGUGGGAGAAGCGGAAUUACCGACUAGAGCAGAUUUGAAAGCCGAACCUAUUGGAGAAGAACGAGCUAUUGCUACAUUAGAAAGGAUUGAUCUUCUCCGUGUACUACGUGAAGAAGUGGCACCACACCCUGCAUUGGAGGCGCGUCUGGCGCUAUGUGAGCGCUCACUCGAUGCACCGCCCUGGUGGCAACCCGCGCGACAUGAUAAACUUCUAGUUUUAGGAGUGUGCAAGCAUGGGUUGGGAGAUACUUACAAUAAAUUAUUUUGCGACCCAAAACUUCCUUUCGCGGAUUGUGCUAGAAAAUGGCAUGCAAAAUAUAAAAGUGGAACAAAAGGUGACACACCCAAACCUACAUCUGAUGAUGAAGAGAAAAUAACAACAGAAGUCACCACAGAGCCGAGAAUGUCCCUAAGACGUAGCAAACGUACCUCAAACGUUCUAGAACGUGACACAGAGGAUGAUACGGAUGCUUUAUCUGAACUUGAAACUUUAGCAAAAUUAGGGAGAAUAGAUGAAACUUUAACACCAGAACAUUGGUUUUCGGAAAGAGCUCUUGAAACAAGGUUACAUCAUAUUGCUCAUGCAGUACAGAAUUGCGAGUGGCCAUCGGCAAUGUCAGCAACUAACUCUUCCAAAAUCAGUGAUGGAAACAGUACACAAGUAGAAGUUGCAGAUGAUCGUAAGCAAAGUCAGAAACGUCAUAUUGCUAUUGAUGUUGAAACAGAAAGAGCUAAAUUACAUGCACUACUUUCGUCACCGCAAGCCGCACAUUCUGCCUCGCGAGAAACUCACAGACUACCAACAGUGCUAAAUCAGGAGCGCGAUGAUGCAUCAAGUGACUCUGGUUCUCGACGCUCCACACCUGCUCCUCCACCAGCUCACCAGCGCGUGGCACCAUCUCCCGCACCAUCUGUGCCACCUUCGCCAGCUUCUUCUGCCGCCACUGUCGCCCCUGUUGACCUAUCGGCCCCAUUAGAUUUAAGCGAGGCGCAAGAUUUCUCCAUGGGUCGUCGGACGCCACAGGCGGAAGCUUCGCCAGCCUCUAUUACUCCAACUAGAAGUAGAUUAGAUGAUACACUUACAAGACUGAUGAAAAGAAAAAAUGUGCCUGCACCGGAACAAAUAGUUAGUAAAGAAAAGAAAAGGAAGAAAUUGGACGAAAUUGUUUUAGGGCUUUCUGCGGCCAAAGGAAGAAGCCCUAGUAGUUCGUUAGGAUCAAAUGAUCCCCCUCGUAGUAAAAGUUCUACAGUACUUCCUGAAGUAACAGUAACCCCAGCAGCUCCCCCAAGCACUGCUAGUACUCCUCCAACACAAAAACCAUUUUCUGUAACUGUUACUAACGUACCAUCUCCACACUCUUCCUCUAAGGAAUUAUCGUCCUAUUUACAACAAUCACUUGAACAAAGCACCAAGAGCCAGAAAGCAUCUACUACAACACCUAAACCUUAUUCACACGAGGCUAAAGUUAAUAAAUGGCUUGCGGAACAAACCAAUGUUGAGACACGGAGACGUGGAUUUACACCACGGUUAGCGCCAGAUGAGCAUGUUCCCGUUGUUCAUCGUGUAACAGGAAAAAGACUUAUUGGUCAUAAGGCACCGCAAUUAAAACAUUUAGCACAGUGGAUAGCUGAGAAUCCAAUGUAUGACAUUGAUUCAAAGUGGACAGACGGAAUUAAAGAACACGUCAAAUUACCUCAAGAUGUACGUAAUCCAAGACAUUCUCCUAUGCAACCUACAACUUCUGUACCUGAGCGUAAAAAAGGAAGACCCCCUACCCUUGACACAGCAUCAACUAACGUAUUAUCAUCCAAUUCACAUCUAAAUCAAAAUAUGUCUAGCUUGAAUCCUGCACUUCUAGCAAGCUUGUCCAGUUUAAGUGCUUUUGAUCCAAAGACGUUGGCGGCAACAUUAUCUAAUUUAACUGGAUUUGACCCAAAACUUCUAUCAAGUCUUAGUAGUUUUGAUCCUAAAAAUAAUCCACUUCUAAACUCAUUUAGUGGUAUGCCUAAUUUACUUGGAAAUAUAUCAGGUGGAAACAUAUUUGCUAAUUUAGCUGGCUUAGGUCUGCCCGGUUUUCCUUCUCUUGAUAUGAAUAGCUUAACUGGAUCGAGUGGCUCCACAGAAACUAAAAACAAGAGUAGAAAACCAUCUGAAGCGUCAAGUGCGUCCACAUCAAAAUCAACAAAUUCUCAAUUCCCGUUUGUAUUCCCCAAUCCUAACAUGUUGUAUCCUCAAUUAGGAUUAAGCGGUCUCUCACCAUUUGGAGUUCAUUCUGGGAUGUCAUCAUAUGAUGCACUAGGAUUAUUAAGUAGUAACCUAGCAACAAGUUCUUCUGCUACAUCAUUACAUAACUCAAGCCAUAGUUCUCGCAGUACCAAAACUACUGCUCCUAGAUCAUCUACAGUCGUGACUAGUUCUUCUACAUCGCGGCAACAAAAAGUUUCGGAUCGCACUCAAUCCGGUCAUUUACCUCAAAUACUUUUACCUCCGGAUCCUUAUUUACUGGAAUCUCUUUCUAAACAGACAAUUAAUUACGAUACUGCACUAAAAAUAGACAAAAGAACUCGCGAUACUGAUACGCACGAUACAAUAGCCACUGAUUUAUCUAAAACUGACAAAAAGAAAUUGGCUUACGAUCCCCUUAGAUCUCAAAUGCCGCCAGAAUUUGCCGCCGUUCAAGAGAAACUUCUAAAAGGAGACAAAAAAGAUAUAGACAUAAGUAAAAUGCUGUUGGAACAAAUGGCUUCUGGUGCCUUAAGCGCUAGCCUUGUCAGUUCGGCUGAAGCUAAAAAAUCUAAAGAUAUUGAAAAGGAUACAUAUGAAAAACUAGGUAAACCUCCUGAAUAUAUAACACGUAUGCCUUCCGAAGACAAUGGAUCCACAGUAACUGUAGCUCAUAAAAGAACAAUUGAAGAAAUAAACAAUGAACCAGAAAAUUUAGCCAUACAGUCAACACCAAAAAAAAUAAAAGAUAAUUCUUUAGAGGUAAUUAAAAAUGUUGAAAAACAAUCGGAUACUACCAACACGGGAGAAAUGGAUUUGGAAGAUUUAAUAGCACCUUUAACAGUCAUCAAAACUGGCAUGAAAGCUAGUGACUUUGACAUAAACAGAACAGCAGAAUCCUCCAGUUCCCUAAUCGUAACAAAUACUGAAAAAGAGGACAAAGUCCAACAAAAUACAUGUCGUGAAAGGGAAAUACAUAAUGAUAAUGAAAAUGCACAGAAACUAGAUGGUUCUAAAAUCGAGAAUGAUGGCAAAGAGGAUGUUACAGACGACAUAAAUACUGGAGACGUAUUAAGUGAUGGUGUACGUCGAGUAAACAAAAAAAAGGGCCGCAAGUCUUCAGAAGAAUCUUCUUUUGGUCCACGACGAGAACUUAGAUCAAGUUCUGGACGACAAUCUACAGAAUCUUCAUCAAAUCAUUAAUAAUAUUAUAAUAAAUGAAAAUAGUAUAUAAUAGUAUAUGUAAUUAAAAUAAUUUCAAUAAUUCACCACCUAAAUUCGAUUCAUAAGAGAAAAUUAAACUUAGUCGAAAAAAGUAAAAAGGUGCGCUAUUGUAAUUACGACCCAUAUACAAUGUCACUAAUCUUGAUCUUGAAUUCCCUUUACGUGUCAUGUCAAAUUGUUUUCAAAAAACCUUUUUGUAUAAAAAUUUGCACAUGAAAAGCAUAUAUAAAAUAUUUUACUUAUACUAUGUAAUAGGUUCUAUGAGUAAUAUAUCAAGAACGAUUUUAAGCUUAGAAGUUUUAAAUCCAAGUUUUGUAAAUUUGUAGUUACAUUUUUGAUUAAAUAAGUCAAAAUAAAAAAAGACUGGUUAAUUCAAAUUUAAAUGAAAAAAAAUAUCGGAAACUUAAUGUGAAUUUGUUAAUGCUUCUUUAAAUACCAUGAUCAAGCAUGAAGUUUCAUUGUCAUAUACCAUUAUAUAUGCAUAUAUAAUUUAUUUUAUAUUGUCAUAUAAAUGGCAUGUUUAUGUUAGAUGAACACUGAGAAGUAUUCACUAUUUAACGAUCUCGAAAAUCUACGCUGAACAGCGUAAAUAAACAAUUUUAACUCAAAUCAUUCUGAUAAGUUUAAUAUUAAAAAUGACUAGCAAUAUCGCUGAAGAACAAUUUUCUGUAACUGAGUAAAUGUAGUUGAUAGAAAAUUUAAUAACUAUUACGACUUUGACUUUUUAUAUAUUUUUCAUUAAGUCAAAUGCUGAAUGUGAUAAAAUUAUUUAUUACAUGUAUUCUUAUUAUUUUGCAUUGCUGUAAUUGAAUGAUGAAUUGUGUAUUGUAGAUAUAGUAAGAUGACAAAUCAUAAGAUUAAUAAAACAUAAAAAUGA
Molecule: messenger RNA, 12457 nt
Organism: Nymphalis io (European peacock)
Lineage: Eukaryota; Metazoa; Arthropoda; Insecta; Lepidoptera; Nymphalidae
Gene: kis
Product: chromodomain-helicase-DNA-binding protein 7
Exons: 16
Coding region: 307-11559 (3750 amino acids)
Molecular function (GO): protein binding; ATP binding; ATP-dependent chromatin remodeler activity
Source: RefSeq, a predicted model, not a curated record